CAACACGACAUCCAUCUGUCAAACGAUUGCUCCUCGUCGUUCCCCUAAAAGUGUGUAAAGUUCAGCAAAGAAAGGCUAAAACUGCCAACACUCAAGUGAAAAUCGAAGCUGUCUGCCGGAAAAAUGGUUGAAUCCAAAUCGGAAAAACCGGAAGCCAACAAGGAAAACGCCGAUCCAUCCAAGGAGAUGGAAAUCGACGAGGAAGAGGAAGCCCCGUCAAAGGUUUUCACGAUCGAAAUUCUGAGGGUGAUCAAGGAUUUACAGCAGCAGCAUGGUCUUCGUCACGGGGACUUCCAGCGUUAUCGUGGCUAUUGUUCCCGGCGAGUCAAGCGUCUGCGGAAGACGUUGAAUUUGCCGCAAGGAGAUAAGCGACACUACAAGAAAAGGGACGUAACGUUGGCUAACUUGGAGAAGGAGAAUUCGGAUGAGCGGUUCAUUCAUAUUCCGCUGAUGUUGGCCGAAAGGGCCUGGGCUUAUGCUAUGCAGUUACGCCAGGAGUCUAAUACGGAACCGAGGAAAAGGUUUCAUCUGGUGGGAAAGCUAAGGAAGGCGACGGUUUAUGCUUUGCAGCUGCAGGAGUUGUGUAAUUCGGAGUAUUGCGAUGCCCGGACUAAGUUGGAAGCGGAGGCGUAUUCGGCUUGGAUUCACGGAUCGUUGCAUUUUGAGCUUUCGCUGUGGAAGAGUGCUGCGGAGAAUCUGAAGAAGGCGCAGGUCAUUUAUGAGAAUUUGGCGCAGGCUCUUCCGGAGGAAGAACAGGUCGUUUACAAGGCAAAGGUGGACGAAUUAACUCCGAGUCUGCGUUACUGCGCUUACAAUGUUGGGGAGAAUGCAUCGAUGAAUGAUUUGCUGGAGAUGCGGGGACAGGGAAUGCUGGACAAUUUGAGCACGCUGGUCGCUCAAACUAGAACUGAGAGCAUGGAGGCGUUCCAAACCACGGAAUGGCGUGGCAGGAAAGUCACUGUUCGUCCGGAAAAGGUACGUUUGUUCUUGUUGAGCAUUCAGGAUUUGGAGAAGAGCAUUGAAAAGGCGAAGGAUUAUCCGGCCAAGAUUGAACUGCUGGAGAAUGUUUUGUUGGACUGUAAGGAUGCAAUUUCGGCUAUUAAGGAUGAAAUCAAACAGGAUCCCAAGCUGAGAUCGAGCGGCGAAUCAGGAACGAUGACUGCUACUCAGUACUUGUUGACGUAUUUGUCGUACACCAGAUUGAAGUUGACCCUGGAGAGGAACCUGUUCAUGGUGGCUCAAGGAAAGCUAAGCCUGGAUGACCCAAACGCUCCGGAAAAGGUCCAAAUCGAAGGCAAGAAGACAAAGCCACAGGAUUUGUCACGUUUGUACGAAAUCAUUUUGCAGAAUGUGACGGAAAUGCAGCAGCUAACUGGCAUGGAAACGGAUGCCGCCUUUCAAUCCGAGGUUGAAACGAUGGCCCUCACCUUCAAAUCAUUCCGCUGUUACUAUAUUGCCAUCACUUUGGUAGCUUUGAAACGAUGGCGCGAAGCUGUGGCCAUGUACGAACGGUCCACCAAGUACGCAACGGAAGCAAUCGCCUCUAAAGCCAUUAGCAAGGAUUUCGAUUUACGCAACGACCUAAAACAACUGAUUCAGACCAUCGAAGGGUGCAAAUUCUCCGCACAUGCAAACAGCGUUCUAGAAGAAGAUACCACCGAGGAAUCGGUUCUUUACGGCAAGGCUACCAAAACGUCUAAACCCCUCUUCGAGCGACUCUCCACGUACAAAGAGGACGCUUCGCUCAACUCCCGCAAUCCGAAUGUGUUCAAGCUGACGCCGGAGAUGCAACCGAUUCCCGCCAAGCCGCUGUUCUUCGAUCUGGCGUUGAACUUUGUCGAGUUCCCGUCGCUGGAGGACAAGGUGGAACAGAAGGGCGGCGCCAAACAGGCUGCGGGCAUGUCCGGUUUCGUCAAGGGACUGUUCGGUUGGGGCGGAAGCGCUGGAAAGUAAGAUGCUGUUUUUUUAUUGUGUCGGUGGAAUGACCAGUUAUUAUUUUUGUUUGCUUUUCCGAAAUUGAUUGAUUAUUAAUAUAUGUCAACGUCUGUAAUGAAUAUGACCAAUAAAGUAUAGCGCAUUUGUUGUACCGGA
This is a messenger RNA of Aedes aegypti (yellow fever mosquito), 2091 nucleotides long. RefSeq names its product signal recognition particle subunit SRP68 (gene Srp68). Gene Ontology annotation, cellular component: signal recognition particle, endoplasmic reticulum targeting. NCBI's taxonomy places the organism in Eukaryota, Metazoa, Arthropoda, Insecta, Diptera, Culicidae. The transcript has 2 exons. Gene Ontology annotation, biological process: SRP-dependent cotranslational protein targeting to membrane. The record is from RefSeq and is a predicted model, not a curated record. Bases 124 to 1953 code for a protein of 609 amino acids. Gene Ontology annotation, molecular function: signal recognition particle binding; 7S RNA binding; endoplasmic reticulum signal sequence receptor activity.